UGCCCCGCGAGCGCCUGCUUGGACCGAGCCGCCAUGUUGUCGGUGUGAAAGCCAGGGAGCCGCAGCGAAACCGGGGCUGAAAUCCGUCACCAUCCGCAUCCUCCACCUGCUCUGGUGGAAUGAGCGUAGCGUGUGUGUUGAAGAGGAAAGCUGUGCUCUGGCAGGAUUCAUUCAGCCCCCACCUCAGACUGCCUCCCCCUGACAGGCCAUUACCCAGCAUGCCUGUGGUGCUGAGUGCCGCGGGCCACGCCUCUCAACCUGGUCCUGCUCCGCAGGCCCCUCCCCCUGCACAGGGGGCGGGGCGUUCUCAAGAUGAUGCAAUGGUGGAUUACUUCUUCCAGCGGCAGCAUGGCGAGCAGCCUGGAUACAACAAUGGCAAACACCGCUGGCCCACUGGAGAUAACAUUCACGCUGACAACCAGGUGCGGUCGAUGGACGAGCUCAACCAUGACUUUCAGGCACUAGCUCUAGAGGGAAGAGCCAUGGGAGAGCAGCUCCUCACAGGCAAGAAGUUUUGGGAAUCUGAUGAUUCAGGGAAAGAUGGACCAAAAGGGAUCUUUCUGGACCAAUGGAGAGACAGUGCCUGGGGAGCCUCUGAUCAUUCAGUGUCCCAGCCAAUCAUGGUGCAGCGUCGGCCAGGUCAGGGUUUCCAUGGCGUAGGAGAGGCGGGAUCUGUGCUUUCACCUCGUUCUGAGAGUGGUGGGCUGGGCGUGUCCAUGGUGGAAUAUGUUCUGAGCUCUUCCCCUGCUGAGAAACUUGACUCCUGUCUGCGUAAAGGGGCCUUUGGUCCUCGGGAUGCUGAGGCUGAUGACCCGGAGAAGAGAGCAGAGCCAAAACCCAAAACCACUUUUGACCCUGAGAGAAAAGAGCUGAAAGAAUCAGAACCUGAUCCUAUGGACAACCCCAAUGGACUGCCCAGUCAAAACGGGCUGGAUGUGGAUGUAAAGGACUUUAGUCGUACUCCUGGUAACUGCCCUCCUGCUGGUCCUGAGGUGGAGUUGGGUGGAGCUGAGAUGGCUGGAGGGUCAGGACCAAAACCAGCUGAGGAGUUCCCAAAUGUUGAGCCCCAGAACGUGACCCUUGACCCUAUGGAAUCUGUUUCCAUGGAGACUCUGCAGUUUGAUUAUUCUGGCAGCCAGCUGCCUCUUGACUCCACAGCAGCUACUGUUGGUCUCUUUGAUUACAACUCCCCUCAACAGCUGUUUCAAAGGCCCAGCGCUCUGGCAAUGCAACAGCUCACAGCCGCUCAACAGCAGCAGUAUGCCCUUGCUGCAGCCCAGCAACCGCACAUUGGAUUGGCUCCUGCAGCAUUCAUGCCGAACCCUUACAUCAUCAGUGCAGCCCCACCUGGCACAGACCCCUAUGCUGCUGGCCUUGCUGCUGCUGCUACACUUGGUCCAGCAGUGAUGCCCCCUCAGUAUUAUGGCGUGACUCCCUGGGGUGUCUACCCAGCCAACCUGUUCCAGCAGCAGGCCCCUGCCCCCUCUAACUCAGCCAAUCAGCAGCCAACAGCACAGACUCAGCAGAACCAACAGCAGGUGAUGCGUGCUGGAGGUAACCAACGACCCUUGACUCCCAGCCAAGGUCAGCAGGGCCAGCAAACGGACCAGCUUGUAGCGGCGGCAGCAGUGAACUCGGCCUUGGCGUUUGGGCAAGGUCUGGCUGCUGGCGUUCCUGGGUACCCUGUGCUUGCUCCAGCUGCAUACUAUGACCAGACUGGAGCUCUAGUGGUGAAUACGGGAGCUCGCAGCGGCCCUGUCCGACUCAUGGCCCCUGCCUCUGUCAUCAUCAGCCCAACUGCAGCCGUGGCAGCUGCAGCUGCUUCUGCAAGUGGGGCUAAUGCAGGCCUGGGGGGCGGAGCCAGUGGGGCAUUUCGUGCAUUGAAUUCCCAACAAGCUCCAGGUCAGCAAGGAGGCGGGGCCCUGGGAGGAAGCUCCUUUUAUGGGAGUGGUUCUCCAAGCUCCUCCUCGCAGAGCUCGUCCUUGUUCUCUCAAGGCUCUGCCCAACCAGGAAGCUCCUCUCUCGGAUUCAAUGCUAACCCAUCUUCGUCCCUUGGUGCUACACUUGGAGCAACACUUGGAGGUUUUGGAACAGCAGGUGUGUUGCCUAACUCUAGCUCCAGUGGCUCCCGCCGGGACUCUUUGACAGGCAGUUCUGACUUAUACAAGCGCACACCCAGCAGUCUCACUCCUAUUGGCCAUGGAGGCUUUUACAAUGGACUUGGUUUCAGCUCCUCCCCUGGCCCUGUUGGCAUGCCACUUCCCAACCAAGGUCCCUCCCACUCUCUAACUCCUCCACCUUCUCUUUCAACCCACGGAUCCUCCAGCAGUCUCAACCUUGGUGGUCUGACCAAUGGCAGUGGUCGUUUUAUCUCUGCGGCUCCUGGGGCUGAGGCAAAGUAUCGCAGUGCAACUACUGGCUCCUCCCUCUUCAGUCCCAGCAGCCAGCUCUUCCCGUCAUCACGGCUACGCUAUGGCAUGUCAGACGUGAUGCCGUCUGGACGCAGCCGUCUGCUUGAGGAUUUCCGCAACAACCGCUAUCCCAACCUCCAGCUGCGUGAGAUAGCCGGCCAUGUCAUGGAGUUCUCUCAGGACCAGCAUGGCUCCAGGUUUAUCCAGCUGAAGUUGGAGAGAGCAAGCUCUGCGGAGCGUCAGCUGGUCUUCAGUGAGAUUCUGCAGGCUGCCUACCAGCUCAUGGUUGAUGUGUUUGGCAAUUAUGUCAUCCAGAAGUUCUUUGAGUUUGGCAGUCUGGAUCAGAAGUUGGCGCUUGCUGAGCGGAUCCGUGGGCAUGUGCUGUCUCUGGCUCUGCAGAUGUAUGGCUGCAGGGUGAUCCAAAAAGCCCUGGAGUUUAUCCCCUCUGACCAACAAGUUAUUAGUGAGAUGGUGCGGGAGCUGGAUGGCCACGUGCUGAAGUGUGUGAAGGAUCAGAAUGGGAACCAUGUUGUCCAGAAGUGCAUUGAGUGUGUGCAGCCUCAUGCUCUCCAGUUCAUCAUUGAUGCCUUCAAAGGACAGGUGUUUGCUCUGUCCACACACCCCUAUGGCUGCCGGGUGAUCCAGCGUAUUUUGGAACACUGUCUUCCAGAGCAGACUUUGCCAAUACUGGAGGAGUUACACCAACACACUGAGCAGCUGGUCCAAGAUCAAUAUGGAAACUAUGUAAUUCAGCAUGUCCUGGAGCACGGCCGUGCAGAGGACAAGAGCAAGAUUGUCGCGGAGAUCAGAGGAAAUGUCUUGGGGCUCAGCCAGCACAAGUUUGCCAGUAAUGUGGUGGAGAAGUGUGUGACACACUCGCUGCGUGCGGAGCGGGCCAUGCUGAUUGAUGAAGUGUGCAGUAUGGCGGACGGGCCCCACAGUGCCUUAUACACCAUGAUGAAGGACCAGUACGCCAACUACGUUGUGCAGAAAAUGAUCGAUGUUGCUGAGCCAACACAGCGCAAGAUCGUAAUGCACAAGAUACGGCCUCAUAUUGCGACCCUGAGGAAGUAUACAUAUGGGAAGCACAUCCUGGCCAAGCUGGAGAAGUACUAUAUGAAGAAUGGAGUCGACCUGGGCCCGCUCUGUGCUCCCCCAAACGGCAUCAUGUAAACUCUUCCCGUUCAUCCCCUGAUGUGCGUGCGUGUGUGUAUGCGUGGAGUUAAGAGCUGUUGGUCUGAGAUCACUGUAAACCCUCCCCUUGUAUUGCUGAGUCCCCUCUCUCCAGGUCCUUGUGAGCUUGUUCUUGUUUUCUCUUUUUAGCAUAUUUACACCCAGCCCCUCUCCCACUACUACUUAAACCUUGGUCCUCCUCUUCUGUUUUUGUAUGUAUGAGAUGAAAGAAUAUUUGAUUUGAUCCCAGUUUGAAUCAUGGAGGCUUCCGCAUAUAAACACUUUAUUGCUAAUACACGUUUCUAACACACUUUCAUAACACAGACACAUUACACGCUAACACACUCUUGCUAACAUGAUGCAGACAUUUAGCAUGGGAGACGUUUUUGGUCUUGCUUCUAUAAAUAUUUAGUGCAUACUUGGUGUAGAACUUUGCAUAUAUAUAUAAAUAUAUAUAUAAAACUUUGUAGUUUUUUCUGGUUUUUGAUGUCCAAUCUGUACCUAUAAUCUACCCAGUAGUGAAUACAUACUUCUGAUUGUAUAAUUGUACAUUUGUAAACCUUCGCUAAUGUAAAUGUGGACUUGCUUCUACAGCCCUUUUUGGUAUGAGAAGAAGAAAAAAAAAAACAAAAUGGGGGAAAAAAAAAAGAAUCUUGUGCAUUUCAGUGUAAAUUCUCACCUCUUUGGUUGUUGUUUGAGUUAUGAGUUGUUGUAUAUUGUAAAUUGUAAUAUCAAAUUUUUUUGUUGGUUUUGAAGCCCUUCGGAUUAAAAUGGCAUAGAUGUACAAAGAACACAAAUAUGGGCACUCUGCUUUUAGCCAUUCACCAGCCAUUUUUUCCCACAUCAGCUCAUCCCUUAAUUUUUUUUUCUUUCCUUUUUUUUUUAAGAAAAAGAUCUUUUAUAGUCCCUCCCUUACUCCAGGGCAGAUAGCAACAAGCGUUUGUGUAUGUGCGUGAUGCAUAGACUGCCCUGGUUGCAAGGUGUGUACAGAUUUGCCAUUCUUUUGUCUACUUGUAAGUGAUUGUAACAUUUGAUUUGGAACACUCUGCGGUGUAUAUUUAAACAGCCUUGUGUAUAUUUCCUAUGAUCUCUUUAUGCGAGCACACUUGUAACCAUAAUGUGUAUAGUUAACAGAUGCUGUGUGUGCUUUCUGCCUGGGCAACUAUUUUUUGUAACUCCAGUUGUAGAUUGUCUCUAAACGAUGUGUGAUCUUUAUUUUGAAACAAAACAUGGAUAAAAAGCUCAAAAUUUAAAAAA
This is a messenger RNA of Colossoma macropomum (tambaqui), 4841 nucleotides long. RefSeq names its product pumilio RNA-binding family member 1 (gene pum1). Gene Ontology annotation, biological process: miRNA processing; regulation of mRNA stability. Gene Ontology annotation, molecular function: mRNA 3'-UTR binding. Gene Ontology annotation, cellular component: cytoplasm; cytosol. Bases 120 to 3584 code for a protein of 1154 amino acids. The record is from RefSeq and is a predicted model, not a curated record. The transcript is spliced from 22 exons. NCBI's taxonomy places the organism in Eukaryota, Metazoa, Chordata, Actinopteri, Characiformes, Serrasalmidae.